AUGCCCGAGAGGAAGAGGUUUAUCAUGAGUCACGGUCUAUGUUUCCGAUGUUGUGGCCCUAGGAAACACCGAGCAAAGGAGUGUACGAACAAUGUAAGAUGUGAUGUUUGUAAUGGAUCUCAUCCUGCCGCUCUUCAUGAAGACAACCGUCGCCAUGAGGGGGAGAAAAGCAAAGGUACUAUUAUGCAUGAAAAUGAGGCACGUGUUGAGAUGGUAUUGUCUACCUGCACCCAAGUUUGUGGAACAAUUCCAGGAACAAGUAAAUCCUGUGCAAAAAUAGUUCCUGCUAGGAUCUAUCAUGACAGUUUGAAACAACACUCAAGAACUGUAUAUGUGCUCAUUGAUGACCAGAGCAGUCAUUCACUGGCCUCACCCUCACUUUUCGAUGCAUUUAACCAGGACUACCCCAACCAUCAGUACACGCUCAUAUCGUGCUCUGGAUCCUUUACAGCAUCUGGACGAAGAGGUACAGGUUUUGUCAUUGAGUCUCUGGAUGGCAAGUGUUCCUUCAAGCUUCCUGUGCUCAUUGAAUGUGCAGAACUGCCAAACAAUCGAGAAGAGAUACCAUCGCCCCGUGUUGCUAAGGGCUAUUCUCACCUUUUGGACAUCUCAGACAAGAUACCUGACCUGUUGGAAAAUGUGGAAAUCGAACUUCUUAUUGGAAGGGACCUCAUCGACGCCCAUAUAGUGCAGGAUCAAAGAAAGGGAUCGUGUGGAAUGCCGUUUGCCCAAAAACUUCCCCUUGGCUUGGUGAUUAUCGGUCCUGUGUGUCUUGAUUCCUUUCAUAUUCCAGAGAAGAUAAAUGUCAACAAGACUCAUAUAUUGCAAAAUGGUAGGCCUUCACUACCUCACCCAUGUGAUAACAGAAUACAGAUAAAGGACCACAUUUUCAUUAAGACUGAACAUGACGAAAAGAUGGCUCUAUCAAUAGAAGAUGAGAAGUUUGUGGAACUGAUGGACAAGGAUUUCAAAAAGAAUGCGGAUGGACAAUGGGAGGCACCGCUUCCAUUCCGAACUCAAAGACCGCCCUUGCCCAACAACAAACUACAAGCCAUAAAUCGAGCGUCAGCACUUGACCGUAGUCUGAGGCGAAACCCAACAAAGAAAGAGCAUGUGUCUACGUUCAUGGACAAGAUAUUUGAGAAAGGACAUGCAGAGGAAGCUCCACCUUUACCUGACAACAAGGAACGAUGGUACCUUCCUAUGUUUGGUGUAUACCACCAACAGAAAAAGGACUCAAUUAGAAUGGUGUUCGACUCCUCUGCAAAGUUCAACAACGUCUUGCUCAAUGAUGUUCUACUUAAAGGACCUGACAUCACUAACAACCUGCAAGGUAUCUUGUUACGUUUUCGCCGUGAGGAAAUUGCAGUUAUUGGAGAUGUAGAACAGAUGUUUCACAACUUUAAGGUGAAAAUUGAUCAUCGAGACUACUUGCGCUUCCUUUGGCAUCCAGAGAACAACUUAGACCUGCCUUUGAAGGAGUACAGAAAGACGGUUCAUGUUUUUGGGAACCGUCCGUCCCCAGCUGUUGCUACAUACGGAAUACGUCGCUGCGUCGCCCACUCGGACCCUGAUGUGAUCGACUUUGUAUCCAACAACUUUUACGUUGAUGAUGGACUCCUCAGCUGCCCCAGUGAGGAAGUCGCUGCUGACCUAAUGAAGAGAACUCAGCAGGCUUUGAAAGAAGGGGGACGACUAAAACUUCACAAGAUUUCUUCGAAUUCAAAAUCGGUGCUGAUGAAGUUUCCCGCUGAUGAUCUCGCCAAAGACCUUAAAGAUUUAGACAUUGGGAAGGAUGACUUACCUGUUCAGAGAAGUCUCGGUUUAUCAUGGGUAAUCAACGCUGAUGUCUUCACCUUCAAGAUAUCUUCAGAUCAGAAGCCAUAUACUCGGAGAGGAGUUUUGUCGACAAUAAACAGCUUGUUCGAUCCCCUUGGAUUUGCAUCGCCAGUGACUGUGCAAGGGAAGAUGUUAUUCCGCCAGAUGCUAUCAACUUCCAGUGAAGCUGACUGGGACAGUCCCCUUGAUGAUUCCUUCCGACUGAAAUGGUCAGCUUGGGUCAACUCUGUCCAUCAUCUUGAGGAUGUCAGGAUUCCAAGAAUGUGUUGCAAGUAUUCUGUUUGUGAAUCUCAACACAAGGAAGUGCAUAUUUUUACUGACGCCUCCAAGGAUGCAAUAGCUGCAGUAGCAUUUCUGAAAGUACGGAAGGAUGAGGAGAACAGUGACAUUGGUUUCCUAAUGGGCAAGGCCAAAGUGGCCCCAACACAUGGCCACACAAUUCCAAGGCUGGAAUUGUGUGCAGCAGUUCUUGGGAUAGAGAUAGCAGAAAUCAUCAGAGAACAGAUGGAUUUAGAGAAGAAGAAUUUCAAGUUUUACAGUGACAGUCAGAUUGCUCUUGGUUAUAUAACCAAUGACGCCAGACGAUUUUAUGUCUAUGUUGCAAAUAGAGUGAGUAGGAUUAGAUCGUUCAGUGAACCUGAUCAAUGGCAGCAUGUUACUACUGACCAAAAUCCGGCAGACUUGGGUACUCGAUCGUUCGAUGCCCAAGAACUCUCUCAAAGUAUGUGGCUGCGAGGACCAGCAUUCCUUAGGGAAGACAACCUCUCCACUACCUUUGUGGGAGCACACGAGAACUUUGCUCUCAUAUCAGAUGAUGAUAAGGAAGUUAGACCUAUUGUUGCAGUCAACAGAACGACUGUGAAGGAAGAAACAUGUAACUCUUUCAAGACCCGCAUAGAACGAUACUCCAACUGGAUCAGACUAGUUCGUAGUAUAGCUAUAUUGAGGCAUGUUCUGCUCACGAAGGACUCCUGUGAACAUUCGCCCAGACGAUGGCAUUACUGUCCACAGUCCUUGAAUUCAGGCACCCUGAAAUCAGCUGAGAUUCAUAUUUUGAAAGAGAUACAAAGAUCUGAAUUCAGUGAAGAGGUGGAAUGUCUAAUCAAAGAGAAACCCAUUUCUAAAGGUAGUAGCAUCAUUUCCUUGGCACCAUUUCUGGACUCGGAUGGGUUACUACGCGUUGGUGGUAGGAUUUCUGCUGCACAGAAGUUAGUUGGCUUGGAUGUACAUCCUAUAAUCAUACCUAAGAAAUCCCACAUAGCCACCUUGUUGACCAGGCAUUUUCAUGAAAAGGUGUCUCACCAAGGUCAAAAGAUUACAGAAGGCAAGAUUAGGUCAUCAGGAUUUUGGAUAAUUGGAGCCAAGCGUCUAGUAGCCUCCAAGAUUCAUCAUUGUGUCACAUGCCGCAAAUUGCGAGGAUCAUUCUGCAUGCAGAAAAUGGCCAACAUUCCGAAAGAUCGUUUGACCCCGGGACCUCCGUUUUCAUUUGUCGGAGUUGAUACUUUUGGACCUUGGGAUGUGACAGCAAGGCGCACAAGGGGAGGAUUGGCCACAAGCAAGAGAUGGGCAAUUCUGUUCACAUGUUUGGUAUCAAGGGGUAUCCAUAUUGAGCUUGUUGAAGAAUUGAGCACGUCCUGUUUCAUCAAUGCGUUAAGACGUUUCCUGUCUAUAAGAGGUCCUGUCCGUCAAUUCCGUUCAGAUAGAGGAACCAACUUUGUCGGUGCGGUAAACGAACUACAGAUGAUUCAUCAGUUUGUUGAGAAGCCUUUGGUGCAGAGAUUCCUACAGAACAAUGAGUGCGUAUGGAUGUUUAACCCUCCACAUGCUUCCCACUUUGGUGGAGCCUGGGAACGCAUGAUAGGUGUGACCUGCAGAAUCUUGGACAGUAUGCUUCUACGAAAUGGAAUGAAAUGUCUAACCCAUGACACACUUUCUACAUUUCUAGCAGAAGUUUGUGCUAUAGUGAAUUCGCGACCACUUACCACUAUUACGGAAGAUGCCAGUGACCUAUCCAUCCUUACACCUGCAAUGAUACUUACUCAGAAAGUAGGACACCUACCAGAAUCAUUACCAACCAUUGAACCCAAAGAAUUGUACAAGUCUCAGUGGCGUUACGUUCAAUCUCUCACAGAUGAAUUUUGGCGAAAAUGGGAACAUGAGUAUUUAUCCACCCUCCAAGUUCGACGAAAGUGGAUGUCAGAUGAACCCAGUUUAAAGGAAGGAGAUGUUGUUUUGUUAGAAGAGUCGGAUAGCUCAAGGAAUCAUUGGCCGAUUGCACGCGUGAAGAAGGCAGCCAAACAGAACAUCACAUCCGCCACUAGAAUUGUUGAAGAGAUAAUGGCAGAGAAGUGUGACUUGCGCCAGCCAGAGGGCGGUUGUCCCAAUCCAUCCCUCCUUAUUCGAACUGCCAACAGACAUCAGCAGAAGUUUAGACUCGAGGAACCAAAAGACUUUAACUUUGAGCUACUCUUAAAACUUACCACUCAAAUAAUGUAA
Molecule: messenger RNA, 4335 nt
Organism: Magallana angulata
Lineage: Eukaryota; Metazoa; Mollusca; Bivalvia; Ostreida; Ostreidae
Exons: 2
Coding region: 1-4335 (1444 amino acids)
Biological process (GO): DNA integration
Molecular function (GO): nucleic acid binding
Source: RefSeq, a predicted model, not a curated record